AUGGCGUCCGAGGUGCAACUUUUGGGAGUUGACAUAUGCGACAGUUUGGUUAGCUCGGACGACUUCUCCGGCUUCCAGCGGUGGAUCGGUCCGGCUGGCUCGUCUGGCGGCUCCCGCAGUGGUUCCCCGCCUCCAACGUCACCCUCGCCGCCAGACCCUGCUGCGUCCGACAACAGCGACCCCGACGCGACCACCCCGAGGACGUCCAUCGUGGACUGCCUGCUCGUGGAGCUGUACGACACGUACAGCGGUAGGAGAAACUUGGACAGCUGGGACAGCUCCACGGAGGCGUCCGGGCCGGAUGCCUUCCUGGGCCGCUGCAACACCGGAUCCGGAUUCCUGCAGGAGCUCCAGGAGAAACACACCAGGAGGCAUCAAGUCAACUAUUUGGCCCGCAAAGCCCCCGAGGAGCUCCGUGCCAUCAUCCAGGAGGUCAAAUACCGCACGAGCGUCCAGUCGGCCAAGCUGAUUCGCCAGCUGAGACGACGAGACCGAUUGGUGCACAAACUGCACAAGAACUACGACAUCAUCACUGCUUGCCUUCAGGCCGUUUCCAAAAAACGACGGCUCAGCAUGCGGCAGGAGCGGCUCGGCGGCGCCUCCGCCUCAUCGCUGGCCGGCAGCAGGAGGCCUCGAGCGGCCGCCGGCCGGCAACGGCAGCGCCGGCAGCAGCAACAGCAGCUGCAGCAAGCGUCGGGCGGGGUCGCUAGCAUCAUCAGCAGCGUGCUGAGGAAGCGCAACGGCAUCUCCAGGAGCGCUCCCAGGUUGCUCUGCACGCUCGAGCCAGGAGUGGACACAAGGCUGAAGUUCACCAUUGAGCCUUCUGUUGGGAAGAAUGGAUUCCAGCAGUGGUACGACGCCCUGAAAGCUGUGGCCAGACUUCCAACCGGCAUCCCUAAAGAAUGGAGGAAGAGGGUGUGGCUGACGCUGGCCGACCAGUACCUCCACAGCAUCUCCAUCGACUGGGACAAGACGCUCCGAUUCGCCUUCAACGAGCGCAGCAACCCGGACGACGAUUCGCUGGGCAUCCAGAUCGUCAAGGACCUGCACAGGACGGGCUGCAGUUCGUACUGCGGCCAGGAGGGGGAGCAGGACAGAGUGGUCCUGAAGCGGGUUCUGCUGGCGUACGCCCGCUGGAACAAGGCGGUGGGCUACUGCCAAGGCUUCAACGUGCUGGCCGCGCUCAUCCUGGUGGUCACGCAGGGCGACGAGAGCGACGCGCUAAAGGUCAUGAUCUACCUGAUUGACAAAGUGCUGCCCGAGAGCUACUUUGCCAACAACCUCCGCGCUCUGUCAGUGGACAUGGCGGUGUUCCGAGACCUGCUGCGCGUUAAGCUUCCCCGCCUUUCCCAACACCUGCACCGCCUCCAGAAGGCGGCCAAUAAGGAGGCCGGAGGCAGCUACGAGCCGCCGCUGACCAACGUGUUCACCAUGCAGUGGUUCCUCACCAUGUUCGCCACGUGCCUGCCGGCGCCCACCGUGCUCAAGAUCUGGGACUCUGUGUUUUUCGAGGGCUCCGAGGUGCUCUUCCGCGUCGCCCUCGCCAUCUGGGAGAGACUCGGAGAGAGGAUUUUGUAUUGCCAGACGGCCGACGAGUUCUACAGCACGAUGGGUCGUCUGACCGAGGAGAUGCUGGACCGCAACCUCGUCGACCCUCCUGACCUCAUACAGGAAGUCUACGGGAUGGCGCCCUUUCCAUUCCCUCACCUGGCCGAGCUGCGGGAGAAGUACACGUACAACAUCACGCCCUUCCCGACCUCAGUGAAGCCCGACGCAAGCGGUCAGGAGAGCGACGACGAGACGGUGGAAGCGGACGACCAAGACGCGGUGAUGUCGGCGCUUGGCUGUUUGGGGCCCCUGGGUGGGCUGCUGGCGCCGGAGAUUCAGCGAUACCACAAGCACCUCAAAGACCAGCGAGCCGACAUAGCCGAGCUGAGUCCGGGCGCGGUGGGGGGAGGAGCCAGGGCGGAGCACCAGGCGGCCAUCAACAGCAUGAUGCUGGAGCGCAUGAGCACUGACAUCUACGCGCUCAAGAAGCAGUACGCUCGCAUCAAGAGGCGGCAGCAGCAGCAGGCCUCGCAGCUCUGCAUCCGCACAGACAAGUGUCCCGCCACCCGCGUUCUGGCGUCCCAGCUCAAGCCUUCCAGCGGCGUCAUCAAUCAUCUGCUUGUGGGUCGCAAGCCCCGCGGCGCUUCCUCGCCGUCCGGCAGGGUCUCCUCAACAGUGGCUCCGUCUCGCGCUCGGGGCUCUCCGGCCAGGCGGCGCUGCCGCGACUCUCGUCUCUCCGACGGCAGCGUGUCGUCAGGCUGCGGAGGAAGCGCGGGGUCUCCCCAACCGGCUCGGCGCAAGAACGCGACCCGGACCCCAGCUGAGCCGGGCUUGGGAGAAUGUCAGCGGCUGGAUGAAGCGGAGGGCAAAUCGGAAGGCGGGAUCACCGAUGGCGUUGUUCAGGGGAGCAGCUCCUCCGCAGAGAACGUUUCCGCACAGGUGGAAGAGGUGGAGGCGCAACUGGGCUCCGUGCAUCUGGAUGAAAACCUUCAAGAUACGACUUUGGGAAAAAGCGAGCCCGCUCCUCCGGCUUCUUCAGUUGCUCCAAAGGGCUCGUCAAGUUGCGCCAAUGGACAUUCCUCCGCCGUGGCGCCGCCUCCCAGUGACAGCGGCCUCCCCUUUUCACCACCUUCCACUCUGAGUCCAUCUCCUUCUCCGGUUUCCACGUUUACGUCUGCUGAGCCGUCGUCCUCGCCCACGCCGCCUUCCACGCCGCCGCCCAGCUCCGACUACCUCGCCGCUUCUUCCACACCAGUUCAAGGCUUAUACCAGACACGCUUCCUGUCCACGCCGUCCCUCUCCUCCAUCGCCCCCUCGUCUCGAUCGCAUCUGCCGGCCUCGCCGUCCAUGACGAAGCCCUUCUCGCCCUUUCCGUGCGUCAAGCUACCCAAGAAGUCGGCGGCGGCCCGAAACCUGGGCCUGUACGGCCCCACCUCCAGGACGCCCGCCGUCCGCUUCCCCCAGCUGAGCCGCAACUGUAGCAGCGGCGCCGGCACCACCAGAAGGCGCUGAGAACUUUUGCCCACCAGUCAGUCACACACGGCUUGGUGAGAGCAAAUCUGCAGGUCGGACCGGACCAGAUUGGAACUGACUCCGCCCACCACACUGAAGCCAUCCACUUGUUUCUAUGCCAAGAAUAGAUACCAAGCAAAGGUUUGAGAUUAAAAUGCAAAAUAUGUACGCUUGCAUUGCAACUGUUGUAGGAUAAUUAAAAGAAGUACAAAAAUUGAAA
This is a messenger RNA of Syngnathus typhle (broad-nosed pipefish), 3280 nucleotides long. It is a transcript of the gene tbc1d30, whose product is annotated as TBC1 domain family, member 30. Gene Ontology annotation, cellular component: endoplasmic reticulum. The record is from RefSeq and is a predicted model, not a curated record. Bases 1 to 3060 code for a protein of 1019 amino acids. Lineage: Eukaryota; Metazoa; Chordata; Actinopteri; Syngnathiformes; Syngnathidae. The transcript is spliced from 15 exons.